AUGCCCCACUCUUGUCGACACAAUAAACUCCUAGCACCACCAAAACCGGAUUCGCAUCAACUCACAAAAAAACCAUCAAAGCAACCGGUACCAGAAAAGCAAUCAUGUAAAGUUCCAGAAUUAUCACCGAUCUUGGAGUUGCCAACAGGAGAAAAAACUACAGAGGCUCAACUUGUGGAUAAUCAGGAAAAUGUAUUGUCUGCACCGCCACUGUUUCUUGAUCAGCAAGCCACCACUCUGGAGGAUUCGCAUCGAUCAGAAGUGGAACCUCCAAUGAAUGAUGGAGAGAAGCAACCAUCAAUCGCUGCUUUUUCUCAACAAAUUCAGAAGCAAGAUGGUCAUCUACAAUUUCCGGUGAUUGAUGGAGGGGAAUCUUCAUCAAUGGACGCUUCAAUGCAAGGUGCUGCUCAUCGAUCUGCAAUGGAGGAAGGCCGGUGGGAGUCUCCUGUGGCUACCGGUGGAAAGGAAACUCUUAUAAUUUCGCAGAUUCCUUCAAAGGUGCAACUAAAUUCCAUAUCUCUUAUAGUUGAACGAGUUACGGAAUCAAUGCUCCCAAAUCAAUCCAAUCAGGAUUUUCAAAUUUCAAACGAGAUCAAUCUUCAUGAUACCGCAACAAAUCCCUCGACUAAUGAUCAAUUUUCGGCGAAAUCAGCAGAAAUUCCAAGCAAUCCCGCAUUUCAAGAUCUCGUAACCAAUGCUCCCGCGAUCCCGCAAGCAUUUCCCUGUCAAUUCCAUGUAAUUCCAAUUAACUCCGAAGAUUUAUCUCCGGAAUAUAGUUCUGCCAAAAGUUCAAACGGAAAAAUUAAAUCCUGA
This is a messenger RNA of Oldenlandia corymbosa var. corymbosa, 813 nucleotides long. NCBI's taxonomy places the organism in Eukaryota, Viridiplantae, Streptophyta, Magnoliopsida, Gentianales, Rubiaceae. The record is from the annotation of a GenBank genome assembly.